UGUAGCUCUCCUCCUCUCCCACUCUGUUGCUCUCCUUCUCUCCACCUCUGUCAGAGUGUCCAUCCCUCUCUCUUCCUCUCCUCCUCCUCCCAGCCUGUCCAUCCCUGUGUGUUGAGAUGUCGUCCCUACUGAGAAAAGAGAUGCAGAGGAUGUUGUUUAGACCUGAAGGACAGAAACUACAGAAGUUUAUAGAGAUACAUGAAGCAACACCAGGAAGACAUUUUCUCUGUGUCUACGUGACCAAGACCAAAGAGGUGCAGCUGUGUGUGGUGAGAUCUCGGAAAUCACUGUAUUCUGGAUCAAACAAGUUGCUGAAUUCCCAGAAAUCCGGAUCGAAAAAGAAGCUCAAGUCUCAGUUUUGCCUGAGUUCCUGCUUGGAGGACUCCUACCUGAGGACGGAAGUCUGGCUCCUCCAGGACCUCACUCUGCUGGACGGGCGGGAUCCGGAUGUGGACGACCCGUGUUUCCUGAUGCACUUCUCCACUGUGCGGUCGGUGACGGCCUUCAGCUGCGGCGCCAAGUACUGCAUGGCGCGGGCCCUGGUUGCCCUGAGCGAAAAGCACUGCGGGCGACCUUUGACUCUGGUGAACUAUGACCUGGCCUACAUCAGUCCGUCGUCUAUAUAUUUGAACAGAGGAGACUGUGUGGUGCUGAUGCAGAUAUGUUUCUACGCUGCUAACCUGGUGUGUCUGUCCUUGUGCCCUGUACCUCUGGACUGACAGAGAUAUUUGGAUUUGGAUUUAUUGUGGAUCCCCAAGGCAGCAGCUACUCUUCCUGGGGUCCGGCAAAAUGCAAGCAGUUAUACCAUUUUAGAGAGAGAGAAAGAGUCUGAGGUGUGUGUGUGUGUGUGUGUGAGUGAAUCAUAGGCUCUACCAUGUAUCAAGAAUACACUAUUUAAAAUGACUGUCUUUCCAGAUUUCUAAGUCUCUGUGUUGCAUGUACUUAUAAACCUUCUGUCUCUGUUCUGAUUCUGAACGUUCUAACACUGUUCCUCAAGCAUGUGAAAUGAUUACAGCUAAUAAUCGGAAUAAAAUGUAACAACUUUC
Molecule: messenger RNA, 1046 nt
Organism: Salmo salar (Atlantic salmon)
Lineage: Eukaryota; Metazoa; Chordata; Actinopteri; Salmoniformes; Salmonidae
Source: RefSeq, a predicted model, not a curated record